GGUGGUUUCACCAGGGCCAGCGCUGGUUGCGGUGAUGGGAUCUUAUUUGCUAAUAACGAAAAGGCAACGAUGCAGAACCUCAAUGACCGCUUGGCCUCCUACCUGGACAAGGUGCGACUCCUGGAGGGAGACAAUGCUGACCUUGAGUGCAAGAUCAGAGAGUGGUAUGCCAAGGUAGGGCCCAGCUGCGAACCACGGGACUACAGCUGUUUUCAUAAGGAAAUCGAAGACCUUCAAAACCAGAUCCUGUGUGCAGCCAUGGAGACUAACAAAAUCCUUCUGAAUAUUGAUAACAACAGGAUGACUGCUGAUGACUUCCGAGUGAAGUACGAGACUGAAUGUGGUCUCCGGCAAAAUGUAGAUACAGACAUUUGCAACUUACGCCCAGUCCUGGAUCAGCUGGCCAGCUGCAAGACCGACCUGCAGCUGCAGUGUGAGGCUUUGACUGAAGAGAUGUGUUGUCUCAAGACGAACCAUGAGGAGGAAAUGAACUGUCUGAGGAAACAGGCGACCGGAGAUGUGAGCGUGGAGGUCAAUGCCUGUCCUGGCCCAGACCUGAGGAAGAUCCUGGAGGAUCUGAGGUGCCAGUACGAAACGCUGAUGGAGCGCAACCGCAAAGAGACUGAGCAGUGGUAUGCCUGCAAGGUGGAGGAGGUGAAUCUGGAGGUCAUCACAAGCAGCCAGGAGAUCGAGUCAAGCAACAAACAGGUCACUGAGCUGAGACGUCAGCUGCAGGCCUUGGAAAUCAAUGUACAAGCCCAGCUCACCAUGAAAGAAAACCUGGAAUCCUCUUUGGCGGAAACUGAAUGUCGCUACAACAAAUACCUGGCUGAGCUACAGAAUCAGAUCUCCUGCGUGGAGCAGCGCCUGGCUGAAAUACGAGCAGAAAUGGAGUGCCAGAACCAGGAAUACAAGACCCUCCUGGAUGUCAAAUGCCGUUUGGAGCAGGAGAUUCAGACCUACCACUGCCUGCUGGAGGGGGGACAGCACGACAUCAUGUACGCAGACUACAGACAGACCCGGGCACUGUAAAAUCUCUAUGCUUUGACUCACAGGGAUAUGAAAAUUUGUGAUACAAAUGGUAAAAGCAACAC
Messenger RNA from Haliaeetus leucocephalus (bald eagle), 1094 nucleotides. RefSeq names its product keratin, type I cytoskeletal 42-like. Bases 70 to 1032 code for a protein of 320 amino acids. The transcript has 6 exons. Lineage: Eukaryota; Metazoa; Chordata; Aves; Accipitriformes; Accipitridae. The record is from RefSeq and is a predicted model, not a curated record. Gene Ontology annotation, molecular function: structural molecule activity.